Molecule: messenger RNA, 4617 nt
Organism: Protopterus annectens (West African lungfish)
Lineage: Eukaryota; Metazoa; Chordata; Ceratodontiformes; Protopteridae
Product: cytospin-B-like
Exons: 14
Coding region: 785-3736 (983 amino acids)
Molecular function (GO): protein binding
Source: RefSeq, a predicted model, not a curated record
UACAAAAACAUAGCAUUGGGUCUGUUCAGUUUACUGAGCAAAAAAAAGUGUAGGAAUGGAAGGGUCAUACAACAGGAUGUGAGAGACAUUUGACAGUGGAAACAGCUGGAGAGAAGAGAGAGUUGCAACAGGAAUAGAUAAGUGAAAGGGGUUGAUAUUCAGCAGUUAUGUGGGUCUGAAACGAAAGAGAAGGAUUAGCAGAAAAAAGUUAACAUUCCUGGAAAACAAGGAAACGACUGAUCUGUAAUACCAUACAACAUUCAGGCAGGAAAAGAAGAGCGAUCUGCACGUGAUAAGCACUGUUCCAAAGUGGGGUUGAUUGUGGUAGGGGUAAUUCUUUCAAGUGUGUAUAUGGUGAAAUGAAACAUGUUAAAGCAGGUCUAGAAAAGAAAGAGUUACCCUUUGCUCUGAGGAGGGUUACUAGAGGAAUACGCUGUGAAUUCUUGCCUACAGAGAAGCACACAUAACAGCUGGAGAAAGUGAAGCAGGUAAAAGUCCGGCAGAAACUGUGACAGUGACUGUGUCACAGGGAGGGAGUGGCGUUGGUCUGACGAACAGUGUAAUUAAAGGGCUGGGUACAGGUACUACAGCUCUGCAGAGCAAAGACGAGGUAUGGAUCAUAUGACAAGAGGCAAUAGGCAAAGCCAUCGGAUUAUGGAUUAACUCACACCAACAUGGCAAGUGGGACACAGCAGCUUUUAACGAUGGCAGGGAAUACUGCAAGACCUGUCUUUUCUUCAAGUAGCAACAGAGGAUUGUAGAGUCAAGGUCUUCACGCAAAACAAUGGGAAACCAGGCACAAAAGAGUGUGCCAAAUGUGGAAGAUUCGUCUGACAAGUCCAAAGAAGUGGCAACAGCCAGUUAUGAGCCUCAUCCUCAGUUUCUCCAAGAUGGCGUCCAUGCUAGUCCACACUCCAUUACAAACAAAGGUGCCACGUGGAUCAUGGGAAAUGUGGAAAAUGUGACCACAGAUACCAAGGUCAGAGACUGGAGAAGUACUAGCAACUCAGCCUUUCAGCACACAGGUCAGCAGAAAGGCAGCUCUAGCAAUGUAUCCAAGGGUGGUAGUCCCACAGACAGGUCUGACAAUGUCGCAGAAGUUGGCAGUCAUGCAAAACCUGGAACAGUCAGUUUGACUCAAAAUGCAGUUUCAAACAAGGGUGACACUAAGAAAGACAGUGGUGAUGUUGUCUCAAUUUCCCAUCGAAAGAAGAUCCUAAGGGCUUUGAUUAAUCCAGAAAGUGACAAUAACAAGGGGAUAAAAAGCCCUUUCAGAUCACUUGCUAACCAGUCUCUGAACCUGAAUUACAGUGAACCAAACCUGCUAGCCAGAGCUCAGAUGGAAAAUUCAGACACAUUCCCUGCCUACACACGAUGUAAGAAAGUCUCUCUUACAGAAAGCAACAGUGAGGACAGCAUGUCGCCUGAGCCACGGAAGAACAGCAUAGGGGGCCAGUCAGUAAGUAGUGAAUAUGCUACACCUGCAGAGGACAUGAGUGAAAUCACAAGUCCUUUGGACUGGUCCCCAAACCAGGACUUUAUGAAGCUGUGCUGGCCCAGCAGGGAAAGUAGAGAGGAGUCCAAUUCACUGCAGAGAAAAGCAUCGGAGACCCUGAUAAAAGUUGCAGGUGAGAUCUCUAUGUUGCAGCGAGAGAUACAGGAAGUUGUGUCAGAGAAGGAACAAAUAAGACCACCUGCAGAGGAACCACGUUUCUUACGCUCUGCAUCAGAAUCAUUACGGACAAGAUACAAGGGGUCCAACACCAGCAAUUCCUCUGAAACUCUAAAGACUCCCGAGCUGGAGACAAGGUGGAUUGAACUUGCAAAAGGCUGGCAGCUGAGGCUAAAGAGUAUUGAAGGUGCUACAGAUUCUGGAUUGAAAGAUCUAGAAUCCUGCACUCUGUCUCAAGACAAGCAGCAAAAAACACGCUUUUCAUGGGAUCAAGAUGUUGGGACUGCAAAGAAAGAAGAUGGUACAGUGGACAAAAAGCAAUAUGAAAUGGAGGUGAAAAGACUAGAGGGUCUCCUAUCGCAACAGGAGGAAAAGACCAGCACCCUGGAAAUUAUGAAAAAUAGGGAAGUCCAAGACCUCCGACGGGAAGAGAGUCGACUGAAGAUGGAAGUAGUGUUGAAGGAAUCAGAGCUGAAGGCACUGUGGGAAAAAAUGUCUUCCCUUCAGGAGGCAUUUGAGCAGGCCAACAGGAAAUGCAAAGCACAGGAGGACAGAAUGUUAUCUUUGGACAAAGAACUGGAGCAGUUUCGCAAACAGCACAGGGCAGAGAAGGAAAAAGUUGUAUCCUUGGAGGAGACAAUACGGCAGAAAUGCAAAGAUCACAAAGCAGAAACAGACAAAGUUGCAGCUCUGGAACAGAGUUUACAACAAAAACUUAAGGAGCAUAGAGUAGAAAUGCAGAGAGCUCUAACUCUGGAACAGGCUCUCGAGUAUGAAAGGCGAGAUCAUAGGAUAGAGAAGGAGAGAGCCAUGUCUUUGGAAAUGGCACUGCAGCAAGCCCAAAGUGAGCAAAGAGCGCAUGCUGAAACAGCUUCAUCUCUAAAGAAGACUUUGGAACAAACAGAUAGUGUGCAACAAGUCAGGACAGAGAGAGUUUUAUCUCUGGAAAAGGAAUUAGAGGAGUCACAGGGUGCCCUUCAAGCCCAGCGGGAGCGGGCCUCAUCGUUGGAGAAUUUAUUAAGUCAGCUCCGCAAUGAGCUAAAAAUGCAAACAGAGAGGAUUGCUUAUCUACAGAAGGAGGAGAGCUUAAAGUUGGAUAAAGAGACUGCACUGAGGCACACACAUGAUUUGGUAAGACAGCUGGAAGGUGAAAAAGCAGAAACUCAGAAGAAGUUACAAGACCUACAGGAGAAAAUGCAUGCAGAUGCAGAGGAAUGGCGACAGUUUCAAGCCGACCUACAGACAGCUGUGGCAGUGGCGGAUGACUUCAAGAUGGAGGCAGAGGAACAGCUGCACGCAGCACGGGAAAAACUGAGGGAUGUUGAAAAGGAGAAUGAGAGACUGAAAGCUGAAGUGGUACAAAUGAAAGGAUUUGUCACUGUAGACCAUGGCAGCCAUCGAGAAAAGACGGAGGAAGCAGUUAAUUCUCUGACUGACCCCCCUACUGUAAAUGGUAUCACUCGACUCAGGAAGGGUCUGCCUGCAGGAUCCAUGAAUUCUUCUACUCAGCUGAACCAGGUGAGCACUGAAACUUCAGGCAUUAUCAGGACAUCUAAUUUACUGAAUAAAGCCACAAGAGUCACAUUCCAAACUGCUGAUAAUGAUAGUUCUUUAGCCAGAAAUGAAGACAGGAGAAAUCAGCUUCGUAAUUCAAUGGCUCAGGAAAUAACAUCAAAUGACAUACUUAAAACCAGAGAAAAAGGCCAAGAUAAACCAGGAAGUCAAGUGAGGCGUUAUGCAGGGUCACGGAGAAACGCUUUGAUCCAGUGGUGUCAAAGCAGGACAGUUGGGUAUAAGAACAUAGAAGUAACAAAUUUCAGUGUCUGCUGGAGUGACGGGAUGGCAUUUUGUGCACUUUUGCAUUCAUACCUUCCAGACCGAAUUCCUUUCAAUGAACUCGUCCCUGCACAGAAGAAACAGAACCUCAAGCUGGCGUUUGACACAGCAAACAGUGUUGGCAUACCUCAGACACUGACACUUGAAGAGAUGCUUGACAGGGACGGACCUGACUGGCAGUCAGUGUUGCUUUAUGUGGAAUCCAUCUACCAGCAUUUCGAGCAGUGAAGUACCUGUAUCACUUGUAGUUUGAUGCCAAUAAACAACAGUGACCCUGAAGCUGGUGGUGACAUUGCCGUGAUAAAACCUGUCAAUCAGUAGUAAUGCCAAGGAAAUGCCACACAGAACACAAAAUGUAACCAAAAAGCCCUAUGACUGUGUUUUUUUCACCUCGGAAUAACCAUCUUUAACUCUCUUUAAUCCUCUUUUUUCACAAUGAAGACUGCAUUAUGGUGACUUAUACUAGCUCAGGGAAGUAGUUGCUAAAUGUCGUGCUAUAGACUUCAUUCCAUUUAGGUUGGUGGUAGUAAGUCAGUUUAUCCAGCAAAGCUGCACAUUACUAGCAGCAGGUUUUUCAGAACACAUCACCACAGACAGAUGCUUUUUUUCCUGGAUAGCAGUCUUUUAACAGCGAUAAAAUUCAGACAACAACAUGGCAUUCUUCAAUGACAGAUAUUACAGCAUGGCAGACACAGUGCCAUGAGAAAAUAAGCUUGUAUUGCUUUUAGAAAGCACAGAUAUCUGUAGCCAUAUGGUAUGUACUGAUGAAUACAAAGAAACUGUCACAUAUUGUUACUAUAAUAAGUACUCAGUUACUCUAGCAUAAAGAAUGGCCUACAAUGCACUUUUUAUUAUUAAAACCAGCUGCAUGGUCUCCUCAUAUUGUAUGUUGUGCUACAAUCUAACUUUACAGCACAGGAAGCCUGGCAAAGGGACUUCUUGUCUUGCAAUAAGAAACAUGUAGCAUGUUCCCUUUGUCAUUUAAGGGAAUUGAAGGAUAUAUGUAAGAAUAGUUGUACAGAUAGAAAAACGGUUGAUGCAAGAGUCAGACGACCAUUGUCUUGCUUAGCACAGCUGAAUAAGAAAAAAUAAACAUUUUUAUUUCUAAA